AUGCGUAUUAUUGCUACUGUGGAGUCUAUUUCAACUUCUUGUUUGGAGGUGGCCAAGUUUACGGCUACUGGUGGAGUGCCUGGCGUUCAGAAGCAGGCUAGGUGGCAACCACCACUACACGAGCAAUUUAAACUUAAUUGUGAUACUUAUCUUACUGCAACAAAGGCGAUUCUGGCAAUUAUCUUCUCUUAUGCUGCAAACAUUGAUUGCUAUGACCCGUUGGAUCCAAAUGGGAACAUUACGGUAACUUUUGACAUUUACCAACGUACAGAUCAUGGAUAUCUGGCAAGGGUGACCCUUGAAAACUACUAUCUAUAUCGUCAUAUAGACAAACCAGGGUGGAAGCUAGGAUGGACAUGGGAUAACAAUGAAGUGAUAUGGUCAAUGAGUGGUGCCAUAGCAACUGACAGAGGGAAUUGCUCAUCUUACAGCGGUUCUCAGAUGCCACAUUCCUGCAGGAAAGAUCCCAUCAUAGUGGAUCUCUCUCCAGAUGACUCACAAAACAGGUCAGAACAUUGUUGUCGUGGAGGCCUCCUCUCUGCCUCCUCUAUUGACCCUUCCAAUGCAUUCUCUUCAUUUGAACUUGAAGUCCGCAACUUGGGAGAUAACCCUCUUGGACAAGCACCUAAUAGUCUUACAUUGAUGGCCCCAGGUCCUGGUUAUACUUGUAGCCCCUUUCUUGAAACUAAUCCUACAGUGUCCUCAGAUUUUGGGGGACUGAGACAAGUUCCUGUUCUCAGAACUUGGAAGUCAUCAUGUACAUACUCCAGUUUCAUAGCAAACACAUUGCCAGUAUGCUGUGUUUCCCUCUCAUCAUUUUACAAUCCCUCCAUCACAUCUUGCCGUAAUUGUAGUUGUGGAUGCAGAGAAGCAGAUAAAAACACAGCAUCUUGCAUAAGGCCUAGCGAUCCCUUGACGCGGUCUAGUGAGGACAGCAAAACUGAAAUUGUUGAAUGCACCGACCACAUGUGCCCAGUUCGAGUCCAUUGGCAUUUCAAGAACAACUAUAUGAAGCAGUGGAGGGUCAAGCUCACAAUUUCUAACUACAAUUACAACAGAAACUACUCAAACUGGAACGUGCUGGUUCAACAUCCUGGUUUCUCCCAAAACGCAACAACUUACAGCUUCAACAGCUCUAAACUUCCCACUCUUGGGCUCCAUGAUGGGGUUUCGCUUUUUUGGGGGAUAGAUUAUUACAACAGUGAGCUAUUGCAUUCUGAUAAGGAUGGAGUGGGUCUUGUGACAACAGAAAUACUAUUGGAUAAAGAUCCAAAUUCUUUCACAGUACGUAAUGGAUGGCCAUUUCCGAGAAGAAUAUAUUUCAACGGGGAGAACUGUGAAAUGCCUUUACCUGACACGUUUCCUAUGUUACCAAAUGGUAGCUCAAGUUUACGACCAACUUACUGUGUUUUCAGUCUUUCAUUGAUCCUUUUGUUUCUUGCCCUACUACUCCUUUGAUUCUGAACAUAUAUACCUCAAUUUUGAUGCUUUUGAAGAAUCCUCUGU
Cajanus cajan (pigeon pea) is the source of this 1506-nucleotide messenger RNA. The record is from RefSeq and is a predicted model, not a curated record. Lineage: Eukaryota; Viridiplantae; Streptophyta; Magnoliopsida; Fabales; Fabaceae.